This is a messenger RNA of Melanaphis sacchari, 2013 nucleotides long. Its product is annotated as ATP-dependent Clp protease ATP-binding subunit clpX-like, mitochondrial. The record is from RefSeq and is a predicted model, not a curated record. The coding region runs from base 260 to 1939 and encodes 559 amino acids. Gene Ontology annotation, molecular function: ATP hydrolysis activity; ATP binding. The transcript is spliced from 12 exons. NCBI's taxonomy places the organism in Eukaryota, Metazoa, Arthropoda, Insecta, Hemiptera, Aphididae. Gene Ontology annotation, biological process: protein catabolic process; proteolysis. Gene Ontology annotation, cellular component: mitochondrial matrix.
UUUAUUGGCAGUAUUUAGUUGUUAAACAAAAUAAACAAAGCUCUGUAACAAAUGACAAUAUUGAAUAUUCCACGGACAUUGUAGUAAUCACUAAUCUGUGAUAGUUACCAGUCGGCAGUCGCUACUCACCAUAGUUAGCAGUCUGUUGUGUGUUUUGUAUUAUUGUUCAGCUUCGAAGGAUUUAUUGUGCGGUGCGCACACUAACGUUUUCUUCUCAAAACGACGACGUACCUGUUGUUGAAGCUUUUUAAAACUUGAAAUGGCGACCAGAUUAAAAAACUUGUGUUCUAAAUGUAUACAGUCUAAAGUGUAUACUAAUUAUUUAAAUUUAUCAAGAAACUUGAGUGUAUUCAGCCAUGGCCUUCACUUAAAAGACACUGUUCACCAACGUAAUUUCCAGACUUCGCCUAAUUGUUGGAAUAUAGAAAACUCCGGGUCAGGACGCAAGGGUGAUAAUAAUGGCCAUACAGGAAUACUUUGUCCUAAGUGUCAAACUGCUAAUUUAGAGUUUUUUUUAACUUCUAAUCGAUUUUUGAGAUGUCAGCGAUGUGAUCAUAUAUUCAAAGUGAUUUCUGCCGAAGAAAAUAAUUUAAAAGAUGUAACAGAAGAACAAAAUAAAUUUAAGCCACCUCCAAUUCCAAAAGAAAUUUUUGUAAACCUUAAUAAGUAUGUGAUUGGUCAAGAGUUAGCUAAGAAAGUGUUAGCUGUGGCAGUUUACAAUCAUUGCAAGCGUAUUAUUCAUAAUAUUACAGCACCACAAAAGAAUGAUUCAAUUGAUCAACGAUUACUAGAUAACUUACAAAAUGCAAGAGAGCAUUUUUCUAACAACAAUAUAUUUGGAAUGCCACAAAUGGAUAGUACAAAAAACAGUCAAGAAGAAAUUAAAAUUACUUCAUCAUUUGAAAAUACACUCUUAGAAAAGAGUAACAUUAUAUUAUUGGGGCCUACAGGCUGUGGGAAAACGUUACUGGCUCAAACAAUAGCUAAGCAAUUAGAUGUACCAUUUGCAAUUUGUGAUUGUACCAAUUUAACACAAGCUGGUUAUGUGGGAGAAGAUAUUGAAAGUGUAAUUGGGAAACUUUUACAAGCCGCUAAUUAUGAUGUUGAAAAGGCUCAAACUGGAAUUGUUUUCUUGGACGAAAUUGAUAAAAUUGGUGCUGUACCCGGAAUUCAUCAAUUAAGGGAUGUUGGAGGUGAAGGAGUCCAACAAGGAAUGUUAAAAAUGUUGGAAGGUACUGUUGUUAAUGUACCAGAAAAAAAUACUAGAAAACUUCGAAAUGAAACAGUUCAAGUUGAUACUACUAAUAUACUGUUUGUUGCUUCUGGUGCAUUUACUGGUCUUGAUAGACUUAUAAGUCGCAGGACAAAUCAAAAUAGUCUAGGAUUUGGUGCAGAAAUUAAUAGUGAAAUGGGAAGCAGAAGGGCUGCUGCUGAAGCUGAUCGUGUUGCUUCUACAGCUUCAUACACUGAUAUUGAAAAAGAAAAUGCUGAAAGAGAUGGGUUGUUAAAAAAAGUGGAACCAAGAGAUUUAAUUCAAUUUGGAAUGAUACCUGAGUUUGUGGGAAGGUUUCCAGUUUUGGUCCCAUUCCAUUCCUUAAAUAGAAAUUUGCUUGUGCAAAUUCUUACUGAACCAAAAAAUAGUACAGUCAAACAAUUCAAAUUACUAUUUGGUUUAGACAAAGUUGAAUUAACAUUCACAGAUGAAGCGCUAAGAGCCAUUGCCUCGCAAGCUUUAGAAAAAAAAACAGGUGCUCGAGGGUUACGAGCAAUUGUGGAAUCAAUUUUGUUGGACCCAAUGUUUGAAAUUCCUGGUUCUGAUGUAGUAAGUGUACAUGUUACUGAAGAUGCAGUCAAUGGUAAAAUGAAUCCACAUUGUAUAAGAGGCCGUCCAAUUGACGAAGGAGAAGCCAAAAUGGAUACAAGAGCUAAAGUUGAAUAAAUUUCCAUGGUUUUAAAAAUAUCUAUACUGUCAAAAAUAAUUAAAGUUUGUUAAGCAAUUUAUAAAAACCUUUA